AUGUCCGCCUCCCGCAUUGCCGAUUACCUGCACAAGGGCCUUGCCUUCGGGCUCGUCGCCUCCACCAUCUACCUUGGUGGGUUCCUCUUUGUCACCGUCCGGGCGGCUUACGCGAACGCCCUCGCUCGUGCCGACGAAGUCCGUGCCCAGCGGGCCCUGGCUGCCGCCGCCAGCGGCGAGACCACCGACGUCGCUGACAUGCUGGCCCCUGAAGUCGUGACGGGUGACGCAUCGCCCACCAUGGCGGACUUCAUUCUGCAGCAGGAGAACGCCCCGCCCGCCAUCCUCGAUACGACGACCGGCACCUCCGCUAGCCAGUAG
Fonticula alba is the source of this 321-nucleotide messenger RNA. RefSeq lists its product as hypothetical. The transcript has 2 exons. The record is from RefSeq and is a predicted model, not a curated record. Lineage: Eukaryota; Rotosphaerida; Fonticulaceae. Bases 1 to 321 code for a protein of 106 amino acids.